GUCUGUUUUUUUCCCUUUUUUUCGUCCUGUUGAAGCUGAUUCGUUCACAGUUAAAGGUGUGAAUUUCAGUUUUUUUCAUCAACCACAAAAACGAUUUUCAUCACAGUUUGUUCAACUUCGUUUUCAUCAGUUCAUGAGAAAAACCUGCAUCGAGUUGACGGAGAAAAGGUCCAUGAUGGUCUUGGUCCUCUUCCUCCUCCUCCUCGUCCGUGCGUCCACUUCCUGUCAGGUGGCGUCCUUCACUGAGUGCCAACAGGCGUCCUUCGUCCCGGGUCAUAACCUCGCCGGAGAAGGCUUUGACGUGGUGAAGAUGCAAACCAGCGGCGCCAGUGUCAUCGACGUCAAGACCUUCAUGAGCGGAGGUGUUCAGGGGAACUGCACCGUCUGCCACAACCCCCUCCUCAACCAGACUCAGAAACUCCCUACGUCAGUGUUGGAUUGGCGCGUCAAGGUGCAGUGCCGUCGCAGUCUGAGCAGUCAGGUCUUCGAGUCCAGUCAGUCUGUGCUGAAGGAAACCAGCCAGUCCCUGGGCAUCCACUGGAAGGUGGGUCUGAGUCUUCCUAACCUUGGUGGAUUUGCUGUUGGAGGAUCGCAUUCCACUUCGUCCAAGUUCGCAGAAAGUCGCAGCAAAAAAGACAAGUUCUCGUUCACGACCCACGACUUCAAAUGCAGAUAUUACACGUUCCGUCUUCAUUCUCGUCCUCCGCUCAGUAAAGACUUCCACGUUUCGCUGCAGAACCUUCCCACCACCUUCCACCACAGGAACACCUCAGCGUUCCGUCACUUCAUCUCCAUCUACGGGACCCACUUCAUUCGCCGGGUGCACCUGGGGGGGCGUGUCCACUCCAUCACCGCCGUCCGGACAUGCGAGGCGUCCAUGUACGGGCUGUCGGUUCAAGCCGUCAGUGACUGCCUGUCCGCCGAAGCCAACGCUGCCAUCGACGGAGCCAAGGUUGACGCUGCUUCUAGCUUCUGCAAGAAGAAGAGGCGGAGCUUGAAAACCGGUGCCACCUUCAGCCAGGCCUUUGCCGACCGGACCACCGAGGUCCUGGGGGGCGACGGUGACGUGGGCGACAUCCUGUUCAACCCUCAGGGGAAGAAAGGCUACAGGAAGUGGCUCCGCUCCCUGAGGAGGGUCCCUGGUGUCGUCUGGUACGACAUCAGCCCCCUGCACCGGCUGGUGACCGAUAACCACAUCCUCCGCUCCAGCCUCCGUGACGCCAUCAGCGACUACAUCCGACAAAGCGCCAAACCUCUGCGCUGCCCAUCCAGGUGUAAGGCGGGCACACAGACCCGGACUUGCGCCUGCCGUUGCCAUGGACAUCGCAUGGUGAACGCCGACUGCUGCCCCGCUGAACCUGGCAUCGCCAGGAUGAAUGUGACGGUGGUCCGGGGGGAGGGGCUAUGGGGCGACUAUUUCUCCAAGACCGACGGCUACGUCAAGGUGUUCUACGGUGGGCGGAGCUCUGUGACACCGGUGAUCUGGAACAACAACUUCCCCUCCUGGAACUACAGGAUCCGCCUCCAGACUGUCAACCUCAGACGGAGAACUCCGAUCCGGUUCGAGGUCUGGGACCGGGACAACGGCUGGAACGACGACCUGCUGGGGAGGGCGGUCCUUAUCCCAACAGUGGGGAGUGUUCAGAGGAAGUUCAGGCUGAACCACGGUGCUCUGCUGGUCCAGGUGUCGGCGGCGUGCGCUCCCAGCCUGCAGGGGGCGCUGUGCCAACAGUACCUAGCCACGCCCACCUAUGACCGUGCCAUGCCCACCUACAACCGUGCUACGACCGCUGCCCGGGGCCAACACCCUGGUCUGAGGGAGGCGGGGGUGGGUGGGCGGAGCUAG
This is a messenger RNA of Sphaeramia orbicularis (orbiculate cardinalfish), 1846 nucleotides long. RefSeq names its product perforin 1.3 (gene prf1.3). Gene Ontology annotation, cellular component: membrane. The coding region runs from base 134 to 1846 and encodes 570 amino acids. Gene Ontology annotation, biological process: T cell mediated cytotoxicity; immunological synapse formation; defense response to virus. NCBI's taxonomy places the organism in Eukaryota, Metazoa, Chordata, Actinopteri, Kurtiformes, Apogonidae. Gene Ontology annotation, molecular function: wide pore channel activity; calcium ion binding; pore-forming activity. The record is from RefSeq and is a predicted model, not a curated record. The transcript has 8 exons.